This is a messenger RNA of Aspergillus heteromorphus CBS 117.55, 681 nucleotides long. RefSeq names its product ankyrin repeat domain-containing protein. The record is from RefSeq and is a predicted model, not a curated record. Lineage: Eukaryota; Fungi; Ascomycota; Eurotiomycetes; Eurotiales; Aspergillaceae. The transcript is spliced from 2 exons. Bases 1 to 681 code for a protein of 226 amino acids. Gene Ontology annotation, molecular function: protein binding.
AUGGAACCACCCCUAGAAGAACAAGCCCAAGAGAGCCUUGAUACCGACAUUACGGAAAGGAAAAUCCAGGGUAUCAAGGACCGUUACAAUUCAGCAGGCUCUGAAGAAAAAUCCAGCCUACUUGAACAGAUCGCUGAAUGCGCCGCAAGAAAGGCUCAGCUUGAAAUACUAGAUUGGGUCUUCAGCGAGGGCUUCCAGGUCCCCCCCGACUCACUGAACAAUGAAUUCUACCACCAGGUUUGCUUCGCGCAGUCCAUACCUGUAUGGAAGAACCUUAUCAAGAACGGCGUCAACAUCAACGGCCAUCACAGCGAAUAUUUUGCUGAUGCGCUGAGCAUAGAAGCCUACGAGGGAAAUAUUGAGAUGAUACGCUUCCUUCUAGAGAAUGGGGUGGACCCGAAUGAUGGGUGGGGGCAUGGAUGGACCCAGAAAGAAAGUUCCGCACAUAUCGCAGCGGCGGAAAUUGGCAAGAUGCAGGCGCUCAAGUUACUGGUCGAGCAUGGGGCGAACCUGGAGGAAGCCCGUGGAUGGUGGUCCAACGUUGGUAUUGUUGAUUCGGACAAGUGGGGGACUGCUUUGUAUCGCGCAGCGUAUAAGCGUCAGAAGGAGGCUGUGGUGUACCUGUUAGACAAGGGCGCUAGCAUUCACUUUGAGGAUGAAAAGGAGCGAUCUAUCAUGUGA